Molecule: messenger RNA, 1200 nt
Organism: Cricetulus griseus (Chinese hamster)
Lineage: Eukaryota; Metazoa; Chordata; Mammalia; Rodentia; Cricetidae
Source: RefSeq, a predicted model, not a curated record
AUGUGGUGGCUGCUGAGUACAAUGUGCCUUGUCCAUGUAUGUGGAAACAUAUUUUGUUUAUUUGAAACAACCAUGAAUCCUGAAGUCCACAUGAAUGUUAGUGAAAUUAUUAUCCGUUGGGGUUAUGCAAGUGAAGAGUAUGAGGCUGUGACUGAGGAUGGUUACAUCCUCCCAAUUAACCGUAUUCCUCAUGGGAAAAACAACACAAAUAGCACAGGCCCAAAGAAAGUAGUACUUUGUCAGCAUGGCUUGUUUGCAACUGCCUCUGUGUGGGUUUCCAAUCCUCCCAACAACAGCCUGGCCUUCAUAUUAGCAGAUGCUAGAAAUGAUUUGUGGAUGGGGAACAGCAGAGGAAGUACCUGGGCAAAAAAACACUUGUACCUGGACCCAAACUCUAAAGAAUUCUGGGCUUUUAGUUAUGAUGAAAUGAUAAAAUAUGACAUUCCAGCCACCAUUAACUUCAUCCUGAAGAAAACAGGACAAAAGCAAAUUUACUAUGUUGGACAUAAUCAAGGCACCCUUAUUGCCCUGGGGGCAUUUUCCACAAAUCAACAACUGGCUGAAAAGAUCAAAAUGUGUUUUUUAUUGGCUCCUGUUGCUACUGUUAAGUAUGACGAAGAUUUUCCACACCUUCUAUCUUACAUCUGUCCAACAUCUUUAAAGCUCAUUUUUGGAGAAAAAGAAUUGUUACCUAUGGCAGUUUUCAAUAAGCAGUCUGGAUAUACAUGCAAUGUUAUUGUAACCGAUACCACAUGUUUUGCUAUAAAGGUAUUGAUAACUGGAUAUGUUUCACAACAUUUAAAUAAGAGCCGUACUGAUGUGUAUAUAACACACAGUCUAGCACGAACAUCAGUUCAAAAUCUUCUACAUUACAGUCAGGCAGUUAAUACAGGUGUGUUUGGGGCUUAUGAUUGGGGAAGUCCAUCUCUAAAUAUGCUACACUACAAUCAGACAACUCCUCCAUUAUACAAUCUGGAAGACAUGAAGGUUCCAACUGCCAUGUGGAGUGGCAGAAAUGACUUUUUGGCUGAUGACAUAGAUGUUGCACAUUUGGUAUCCAAACUUCCCAAUCUCAUUUACCAUAAGAUUAUUGCUGAUUUUAGCCAUCUUGAUUUUGUAGUGGGAUUGAGUGCUUAUGAUGAGGUGUCCAAAGGUAUUUUAAAACUUCUUCAUGAAUCUGAGACUGAAAAUUUGCAUUAG